AUGGACAUAGCAGUGAUCCAUCGACUGGAAUUCGCGCUCGCCAUACGGGUGUCCAACAUAAACAUUUUCAUUCCAGAUGUGGUCUCUGGUCUGGACCAAAUGGGUAUCAAGGCACUAUAUCAACCCGGCUUUACCGAACCAUCCUUUUCCUACACGAAAGGCACCCCAGCAAUAUUCGCCAACGCUUACCUGGCCAAAAUCAACGACAUUCUCUUCACCAGGCAUUUGCUCGGCAAAUCCGACUCUCACGAGGAGAAUCCCAUAGGACUUCAAUGGGACCAAGUCUCCGCUCAAGAAGGUUCUUUUCUUUUCGGUUUCGUACCUAGCCAGGAUUCUUUGACCCCGGAACGCUACCUCUUCCCUCCUCCACAUUAUCUAUGGGAGUUAUGCGACCACUGGACGGGCGACUGGAAUGAAGUCAUGACAAGAUUUUCUCGCGUAUUGCGGACGACAUUGAACAAGGCAAAGCCGAGCCUCACGAACGGAGCUGGUGGAGCAGUCAUCUACGGAAUUACAAUCGAUUGCCCAAACCCGUCAACCCAAAGUUCAAUGACGCCGAAGUGGAAGACGCGCGACGGAUCUUAUGGCGCGCAGGCCUCCCCUAGAACAUGGGACCGCAUGCUCAUCAAGUCAAUCACGGUUCCCGAACAUUCUUCUAGUUGA
Molecule: messenger RNA, 663 nt
Organism: Laccaria bicolor S238N-H82
Lineage: Eukaryota; Fungi; Basidiomycota; Agaricomycetes; Agaricales; Hydnangiaceae
Exons: 3
Coding region: 1-663 (220 amino acids)
Source: RefSeq, a predicted model, not a curated record